CGGCCAUGGAAGCACCUCGAACUUCCAGGCCACCUUUGGGCAUCUGCACCCGCAGCCGAUCCCAGAUUCCGAUCCAGAUCCAGCCCCACCGCACCCGCUCGGGUCGGUUCAUCAACAGCCUCCUCACCGGUUUUAAUUCGGACCGCAAAAGACCCAGGCCAACCUAUUCCUCCGACGGCGACGACCUUCACUCUCUGAUUAAGGAUCUCCGCGUCAAACGCGUCUUUUCCCCAACCUACAAGCCCCCCGAGAAUCUAAUCGCCGACACCAAAUCCCGCGCCGGAUUCUGCUUAGCUCAACCGGAGUUUAAUCCGAAGGAGACGAAGAGCAAUCCGGCCGAGAUCUGUGGAAAUCGAUUCGAUUGCUCAGCUCCGGAUUUGGAUGACUCCAAGAUUAAAGAGCCUGAGAAAUUGGGAUUAGGGUUUUUGGCUCAAGCCCCAAUUUCGACUGUGGAUCUUGGCGGCGGCUCCGGUUCUGAUCCGGAUUCUACGCAGACGUCGCCGCCUGAGGCGAAGAGAAAUGGAGUUGAGAUCAAAAUCGACAGCGAAACGAAACCGGUCCUUAAGAGUCGAAAGAGAGUGUUCAAAGCGCCCGGCUCCUUUAGUUAUAGAAGAAUGCUGCCUUAUCUGAAGGAUAUCAAUAGAGAUAACUCUUGCAUGCUAGAUUUUUGUGAUUUGCCAAAUCGUGGUAAAGGUUUUAAAGGGAAAUCUUCUGAGAGUAAGCUUGUUUCUGGUAUUCGAGGAACUUCCGUGCAUCACUUUACUGCACAGAAUGUCUCUAGGGAGUGUCCUAUUGUUGAUUCUGAUACUCAGCCGGAAGCUGUACGAGUUUCUUCUCAUGUUUUAUCUAAUGGUGAUGACUCAAGUUCAGAAUCUUCUGAAUGUGAUCCUGAAUCACCACCUAUACUGGUGGCUGAUCAGGGUCUGCCAAAGUCACAUGUUGAUGUUCAGAAUGUGAAAACUGAUUUGGAGGUUUCUUGUGAAGUUCAGAAGUUAAAUGUGUCGGAGCCUUUUUGCCCUUCAGCUCUGGAGAAUUCUCGAGUUAACACUGUUGGUGUAACGGUCAUGUGUACAGAUGAUAGUUGGAAAGUGGAGAAUGUGGGGAAUGCUUGUAAGGAUUAUAUUGUGUCCUCUUCUGAAGAUCAAAAUGUGAAAGACAUAAAUCCUCAGUCAUCUUCAGUCAUGGAGGAGAAAUAUUCAUGCAAGGAUAAUGAAGGGGUAGAGCACAAGGAAAACACACACCAGGCUCAGUGUGAAGGGAUUGAAACUAUUGAUAUGGGGUAUCCUUGUAGUGCCCAAAGUCCAAAUCAUAUAAAUGAGCAAAGAAUUGGCAGUGCUGAAGAGGUCUUGAAUCAGAUAUGUGUCUUGAAUGAAGAGUCUAUCCAGAUGACACCACCAGAUGCUGAGAUCCUUGAUAAACUAGAGGUGGAAGUAAAAGUCAUCGGUGCAGCAGAAUAUGCUCAUCAGAGUACAGAUCAAGGUAUUGGGAAGCCAAGCAGUUAUAAAGAUGCUGCAUCACUUGCAUGCGUAGAUCGUGGAAAUGAAUGCAGUCCGAAAAGAAAACUGGUUUUGAAUCCUUGUUCAAGGCUAAAACUAUUUAAGAGUCCGGGUUCAGUCAGCUACAGAAGAUUGCUUCCAUUUAUUAUGGAUAUGGAAAAAAGUAACUCCUGUGCUUCAGCGUCAAUUACUCUCAAGGAUCCGGAACAAAGGCAACCAUUGACUCCCACUCAGCUAGGACCCCCAAUGGAUGAAUCAAAUGUUCUUUUGUCUCAUACAGAGCCUGGCACACCAACAUCUCAAUUGAGAAAUGGUAACGGUUCAUCUAAUAUUGAUGGACCAAAUUUACCAUCUCCUGAACAUGUCACUGGAUCUCGAAUGUUAUUUAAGGUACAAAAGGAAAUGCAUGGCCAACAUUCUGCGUCAGCUAAACAUAGUAAACUGCAUACUUUCCCUGACAUUGUGGGGGCUUUGGGACUGGAAUCAAAACUAUCAGUCCCUAUUGUGGGUGCUAAGAAGAGUGAAUCUCCUUCCGUUCAAAAUAAGGCAAGAACAUCCUGUCCAGAAUCACCAGUCACACUUGCGUUAUCUCUUGGUACUGUUGAUGACUGCGUAAGCUCAAAAACAUCCUUAAAUGACUGUGGGAAGCCAGUUAAAGCCAACAGCCGGGGUCAUAACUCAUCUGGAAUUGAUGCCAAAGUUUCUUUAAUCACUCAGGCAGAUACAAUCAAAAAAGGGAUCCUCAAAAGAAAUCCAAGAGGAUGCAGAGGACUUUGCACCUGUUUGAAUUGUGCUUCAUUUCGACUCCAUGCAGAGAGAUCAUUUGAGUUCUCGAGAAAUCAGAUGCAAGAUGCUGAAGAAGUAGCUUUGAAUUUGAUGAAGGAAUUAUCAACAUUGCGUAAUUUAUUGGAAAGGUCAGCUGCCAGAGGAAAUGAUCAUGUUGUCGCUUUAAAUGAGGUUAAUAGUGCUUGCCGAAAAGCAUCUGAAUCUGAAGACCUUGCAAGAAACCGCCUUAAAGAAAUGAAUUAUGAUCUCAACAUCCACUGCAGAAUCACAUGCUUGCACGAACCAAGGGUCAGGUUUGCGAAUCACAGUGAAGAAAAGGUCAUUCCAAAAGCCAAGUAAACAAGCAAUUAGAUAAGAAAAUAGUCAUUCUUUGUUAUAUCAAUAGGUUUAUUAGUUGCCACCUUGUGCAUAUGUGCCAGGAAUCUUUGGUUGACUUGAUAUCCAGUAUGUUACUUAUUGUAAGUGAAGAAAUUGUAUCUGGGGUACUUGGGAAGAUGUUUAAAACACAUGCAGCUGGAAAACGAGAAGCUGGAUAUAGAAUGAAAUAGUUCAUAUUAUUGGAUAGGUUCCAUGGUACACACUUUCUUUAAUUCAAGUUUGAACUUAAUGAUAAUGUCAAGUUUCUGC
Messenger RNA from Argentina anserina (silverweed cinquefoil), 2909 nucleotides. RefSeq lists its product as uncharacterized. Lineage: Eukaryota; Viridiplantae; Streptophyta; Magnoliopsida; Rosales; Rosaceae. The coding region runs from base 6 to 2621 and encodes 871 amino acids. The record is from RefSeq and is a predicted model, not a curated record. The transcript is spliced from 7 exons.